Messenger RNA from Plodia interpunctella (Indianmeal moth), 1046 nucleotides. Its product is annotated as 3-oxoacyl-[acyl-carrier-protein] reductase-like. Lineage: Eukaryota; Metazoa; Arthropoda; Insecta; Lepidoptera; Pyralidae. Bases 38 to 775 code for a protein of 245 amino acids. The record is from RefSeq and is a predicted model, not a curated record. The transcript has a single exon.
AUACUUAGUAGAGUUUCGACAGAUAUUGUGUUCCACAAUGAGUUUCAAAAAUAAGGUCGUGAUUGUGACUGGGGCAAGUUCUGGGAUCGGUGCGGCCACAGCCAUAGCCUACGCGAAGGAAGACGCCGACGUAGUUCUGGUGGGGAGAAACGAGACAAAACUGGCAAAAACUGAAGCGAAGUGCGUAGAAAAUGGGAAAUCUCCAUUCGUUAUCAAAGCAGACGUGUCCAAACCUGAUGAAGCAAAGAAGAUUAUCGAUGAUACUAUUGCGAAAUUUGGUAAAUUAGAUAUACUUGUGAAUAACGCUGGAAUUGCUGAUGUUGCAACUGUUGUGAGUGAAAAUGCUAUGGAGGUGUUCGAUAGAAUUAUGAACACUAAUUUGCGUGCUGUAGUAUACCUUACAAACUUGGCAGCGAAUCAUCUUAUUCAGACUAAAGGCAAUAUAGUCAAUAUUUCUAGUGUCGCUGGUCGAGCAGUUUUAGACGGACUUUCAGCAUAUAUGACUUCAAAGGCAGGGCUUGACCAUUACAGCCGUGGAGCAGCUAAAGAAUUUGCAAAAUUUGGGGUAAGAGUGAAUGUGAUUAGUCCCGGACCUGUAAUAACUGAUAUACAGCAAACUUUACCAGCGGAUUUCGAGCCUGAGACGAGACCCAUGCCACUUGAAAGAUUUAGCGAGGCUGAAGAAAUUGCCGAUUUAAUUUUAUUCCUGUCCGGUGAUAAAGCUGUUGGUAUUACUGGAUCCAAUUUUGUGUCUGAUAAUGGAAUGUUGUUAUAAUGAGACGAUGAGUACAUGAUUUGCAAAAUGAAAUACCUAUAAUUGUGCAAUACAGUUGUGUAAUAUUUUUUUUUUAUUUUUAGACGUUGUUGUCACAAAUCUUGUAAGUGUUUUUACCUGCUAAAGUUAUUUCUUUCGGAGAAGUUGUUUUUAAUUCAAUUACUUAACGGAAAGUACUUAUUUUUUAUUUUAUUUAUUGGUUAUGACAAUAUUAUCUGUAUCUAACUCUAUGUGGUUCACUUUCUCUAAUAAACGUUCACGUUUCUCCGUA